Molecule: messenger RNA, 2349 nt
Organism: Neogale vison (American mink)
Lineage: Eukaryota; Metazoa; Chordata; Mammalia; Carnivora; Mustelidae
Gene: CPLX1
Product: complexin 1
Exons: 4
Coding region: 154-558 (134 amino acids)
Biological process (GO): regulation of neurotransmitter secretion; neurotransmitter transport; synaptic vesicle exocytosis
Cellular component (GO): SNARE complex; terminal bouton
Molecular function (GO): syntaxin binding
Source: RefSeq, a predicted model, not a curated record
CGCCACAUGGACCCGGCCAGCCCGAGCGCGCUCCGCCACUGACUGCCCGCCGCCCGCCAGCACCCCGGCCCGGGGAAGGCAGAGAACUCCUGGCCACACUUGCAUGUGAGUUCCGACCCUUGGAGGAGCCACUGAGGAAUCAAAGCCAUCGUCAUGGAGUUCGUGAUGAAACAGGCCCUGGGAGGGGCCACAAAGGACAUGGGGAAGAUGCUUGGAGGCGAUGAGGAGAAGGACCCAGACGCAGCCAAGAAGGAGGAGGAGCGCCAGGAGGCCCUGCGCCAGGAGGAGGAGGAGCGCAAGGCCAAGUAUGCCAAGAUGGAGGCCGAGCGUGAGGCCAUGCGCCAGGGCAUCCGAGACAAGUACGGUAUCAAGAAGAAGGAGGAGCGCGAGGCGGAGGCCCAGGCCGCCAUGGAGGCCAAUUCAGAGGGUAGCCUGACAAGGCCCAAGAAGGCCAUCCCCCCGGGCUGUGGGGACGAGCCAGAGGAGGAGGACGAGAGCAUCCUGGACACGGUUAUCAAGUACCUGCCCGGGCCACUGCAGGACAUGUUCAAGAAGUAGCGACCCUGCGCUGGACGGCAGCCUGCCCGCGCCCGGAGCCCCCAACCCCAUCGCCCCGACCUCCCACUUAGCCCCUGCCCGUGCCCUCCGGAGGCCCCUGAAGGGAUGUCGGGAGCAGAGUGCAGCCCCCCAACGCCAAUAUAAGCCAUAGUCCUAGAUUUGUCAGCCCCUAUCCCCCUCACACCUCGGGAGCCUACGCGCCUCUCACUCCCACCCUCUCCCAGCACCGCCAUCACCACCGCCCCCGGGGGGAGGGCCGACUGCCCCUCCCCUGGACCCCUGCGGUCUGUGCUGCAGGGGCCACACCCCCCUGCCCCCGGGACCAGCCCACGUGCUCCUCUGGGUUGGACCCUCCCCCAGAGCCUGUGAAGUCCCUUACUGCUCCCGCCCUUCACAUCCACCUCGCAGUGCCCAAGGCCAGGGCCACCGAAAGGGCCAGCAUCUCGACCAACCCUGGGUGCGCAGUCCAUGCGUUGGUGGGCGCUUGUCCGGUCCCAAACUCAGGAGCACAGCCAUAGUGGGGGGAAGGCGGGCGUGCAGGCUGGGAGAGGAGCUGGGAGGGGCGAGCAGCCUCACACUUGGGACAGGGGUGGGAAGACCCCCAUCCCUGCGGUUACACCUGGGCUGCAGGAUCUCUAAUCUUCCUGCUGAAGGUUGCCCACCUCCACCGGCCCCCCUUCACAUUCAUUGUCCAUCUGUCUCUCCCUGUCCUUCACUCUCCCUUCUCGGCCCCUCCUCUGGAAGGCUUUGCUUCUUAGAAAUACCAGGACACGAUUCUCUUCUAAACUGAGGGAAACAAAGCAAUAGGCCUAGGGGGAAAUUUCUCAGACCCACCCCCCACCUGCCCUCCCCGCCCAGUGCGGAAUACACGCUGACCCUCACACACCCCUGUAACUCUGCCCCGGAGUUCGGAGUCCGAGGGCCCGGCCACCCGCCUCCCUGGCUGCCCCCUCUGAUCUAACCCCUGGAGGCUGCUCUGAAUGGGGGGAAUCCCCUGCCGCCUCCCUCUGCACCCCGCCGUCCUCCCCCACCCCCCGCGCUGGGAGGAGACGCAGAGCCCUCGCAGGAGUGCGUGCAUCUGGAGAGGAGUGUGGAGACAAAGGCCGCCCCUGGCCUCUUCCGCAGGGUGCAGGCCCCCCGAGGUGGGGCCUGCCAGGAGGCCUUACGAUCGGUGGAGGCGGAGUCUGACGGGUACCACCGAGGGCCUCCCGAACCUUCCUUGUUCCUUCAUCCUUGUUUUCCUUUGCAUCACGAUCUGUUGAAUCUCAGGUAAAUGAGGUCUUACGUGUUUGGGGAGUUUCAUCGUGACAGAGCCCGUUGCCUCGGUGCUCGGGCCCCUUCCUGUCCCGAUCACUAAUUCAUGGUGUCCACGUGUUGCGGGCCCGGGGCACGGCCCCCGUCGCUCUUUAGAGAAGCCAUAUCAAUAGACCGCAAUACUAACCGCGCGCCCCUGCUCUGCGACGGGAGAGCGUGUGCCCGCGCCCCCGCGCCGCCCCGCUGCGCCCCCGCGCCUCCGGCGUCCUCCUUGACUCCUCCUGGUCCCACGUCUUUUUUAAAUGCCUGUUUUCACACUUGGAAAAGCCAGCUCUGAGCAGACAGGGCGUUGUCUCGUAGAAACCCCGCAUCCCGUUCCCAGCGCAUGGGGCGCCCGGAGCAGCUGAGCUUAGCGUAGACUGUGGGUGUCGUCCGUUCUUCUGUCUUUGCGCCUGCGCCUCCUCCUGCAUGUCGGGGGCCGUCGCGUGUGUAGUCUCUGGAUGGAAUCACAGCCAAUAAAACACCACAGUGAUUUCA